UAUGGCCGGGGACAACUACAAGGCCCAGAAGGCAGCGCGCGGCCCAAGGCGGAGCGGACGGCAGUGGGUGUGUGAACGCACCCGGCGGGGAGGUGCGGAUGCCGGGCGCUUGGAUGCGGUUGCGGGCUCCAGAGCUCGGGAGCUGUCCUGGUGCACGGUAGCCUCGCGCUGAGCGCGGCCAGGCGGCGACCGUCAGGCGCGCCAUGCAGCGGGCGGCGGUGCUGGUCAGGCGGGGCUCCUACCCCCGUGCGGCCGGCUCCUGGGGCCGUAGUCAAAGUAGCGCAGCCGCCGAGGCCUCACCGGCACUCAAGGUGCGUCCGGAGCGCGGCCCUCGCGACCGCAUCCUCACCCUGGAGUCCAUGAACCCGCAGGUGAAGGCGGUGGAGUACGCUGUGCGCGGACCCAUCGUGCUCAAGGCCGGCGAGAUCGAGAUGGAGCUGCAGCGGGGCAUCAAAAAACCAUUCACUGAGGUUAUCAGAGCCAACAUUGGGGAUGCCCAUGCUAUGGGCCAGCAGCCAAUCACCUUCCUCCGUCAGGUGAUGGCACUCUGCACCUACCCAAACCUGUUGAGUAGCCCCAGCUUUCCAGAAGAUGCUAAGAAACGAGCCCGGCGGAUCCUACAGGCUUGUGGUGGAAACAGCUUAGGAUCUUACAGUGCUAGUCAGGGUGUUAACUGCAUCCGUGAAGAUGUGGCAGCCUUCAUCACCAGGAGAGAUGGUGUGCCUGCUGACCCAGACAACAUUUACCUGACCACAGGAGCUAGCGAUGGCAUUUCUACAAUUCUGAAGCUCCUUGUCUCAGGAGGUGGCAAGUCACGGACAGGCGUGCUGAUCCCUAUCCCACAGUACCCGCUGUACUCUGCUGUCAUCUCUGAGCUUGAUGCUGUCCAGGUGAACUACUACCUGGAUGAGGAAAACUGCUGGGCCUUGAAUGUGAAUGAGCUCCGGCGGGCAGUGCGGGAAGCCAAAGACUACUGUGACCCCAAAGUUCUCUGCAUCAUCAACCCUGGAAACCCCACAGGCCAGGUACAAAGCAGAAAGUGCAUAGAAGAUGUGAUCCACUUGGCCUGGGAAGAGAAGCUCUUUCUCCUGGCUGAUGAGGUAUACCAGGAUAAUGUGUACUCUCUGGAUUGUAAAUUCCACUCUUUUAAGAAAGUGCUUUACAAGAUGGGCCAUGAGUACUCCGGCAAUGUGGAGCUUGCAUCCUUCUACUCCACCUCCAAGGGCUACAUGGGCGAGUGUGGCUACAGAGGGGGCUACAUGGAGGUGAUCAACUUGCACCCUGAUAUCAAGGGCCAGCUGGUGAAGCUGCUGUCAGUUCGUCUCUGCCCACCAGUGUCUGGGCAGGCUGCUAUGGACAUUGUGGUGAACCCCCCCGUGCCAGGAGAGGAGUCCUUUGAGCAGUUCAGCAGGGAAAAAGAGCUCGUCCUGGGUAAUCUGGCCAAAAAAGCGAAGCUAACAGAAGAUUUGUUUAACCAAGUCCCAGGGAUUCAUUGCAACCCCUUGCAGGGAGCUAUGUAUGCCUUUCCUCGGAUUCUCAUUCCUGCCAAGGCUGUGGAGGCAGCUCAGUCCCAUAAAAUGGCCCCAGACAUGUUCUACUGCAUGAAACUCCUGGAAGAAACUGGCAUCUGUGUUGUGCCUGGUAGCGGCUUUGGGCAGAGAGAAGGCACCUACCACUUCAGAAUGACAAUCCUCCCUCCUGUGGAGAAGCUGAAGAUAGUGCUCCAGAAGGUGAAAGACUUUCACAUAAAGUUCCUGGAGAAGUAUGCCUGAGGCUGGGGCAGGUCCCAGCAGGGACCCCUCCUUGGAUCUCCUUCCCAGUGCCACCCAGGCCUCCCUCACUGACUGCCUCAGACCUCAUGGGAGGUCACUGGCCAUGUUCACCGUCAUUUUGCCCAGGAGACUUCUUUCUUUGUGCCUUGAUGUUGAGAGUUCUCUUCCAAGCAAACCUGAAUUCACAGUGUCUGGCAGGCCCUGUUUGGUUAUGCAACCAAAGUAGAAUCAUCUAUGACUGUUGCUUUCAGAAAGUUCCUUUGGGUUUUUAAACAGGCAGGAUACAUGGAGUGAGAUAUUUCAGAUCUGGAGAAACAAGUCGGUGUUGGGAAAUAUAUGACUUAAUCAUGGUAAGGACUGAGAAUCCAGAAAUUAACAGUGAGAUCUGUGAAAUAAAACCCUUAGCAGUGUGAAAAUAUUGAUUGAACAGUAGAGCCUGGAAAUCCAGCAAGGACUCAAUUUGUCACUCUGGCCUGGAGACUGGCAGCCAUUAGCUCAGGGGUACACCAGAUAACAGGGUGUAGGGUGUAGUGAACACAACGGGGGUGGGGUGGCCAGAGGUCCUGAGGGGAGGAGGGUGUAAACCAGGUUCCACAUUGAACUGUCUUCUGAUCAGCACAGCAGGUAAUAUCACAGCACGUUGAGCUUUGCCCAUGCUUGCUAAGACCCUGGUAUAAAAGGUCUCCUGAGACUUCAGGGACACAGGGUAAAGCAAUAUUGUGAUUGUGAUUAUGUGGUAGGAUUCUUUCUGCCCCAUAGCCUGUGGAUGCACCCUACUGGUUACCUAGGGACAGUUUUCUCCUAUGUCUGACUGAGCCUUUAUACACAUUGCCCCCUGCUGGUAGCAGCAGGGAUGAACAAAGGCCGAAAAAUACCCUAAAUUAAGAAGUGAUCCUUUUUAGACUUAACAGUAAAAUCCUGCAGAUUUUUUAAUUGUUUCAAACUGAAUUUGGUCCAUUUUGUAACUUUAAUUGAUCAAAUUGCCUGGCACACUGCUGUGGAGGAGUGAAUGCAGUCGGAUUCAAAGAGUGUUUUGCCUUUGCAUUAGUUCCUGGCUCCCUUCCCAGAGCAGCCACAGCAUCAGCUAUCCCCCAGACCAGAGUAGCAUCCACCAAACAUGCAUACUCCUUGACAUCAGCGCAUCUGAGUAGGUCCAAGCACACAGCAAGGAAGCAGGUGCUAUGGGAGCAGCAGGCUAAGCUUCCUGCCCACACACACCUUUACCAUCUGUCUUCAGUGGGAACUGAGGGAAGCCAGCUCAAGAGCCUGGGGCCCUGCAAGUCCCACAGUGGAGCUGAAGGACCUGUAGAGAAAUGUGAAAAGCUAUAGAAUAAGUUUGAAACCAGCCUUCUGUGCUAUGAUUCCACACUGGGUCUCCACAGGAGUAUGUGAUUAAAAAAACAAGACAGAACAACUUCAGGUUGUUAUUACUAGCAUUACAUCCCUGUGAAGGAAGUAACCACAUUCUCAAGUAACAGAAGUGAAUGUUCUGGAACUUUUCCUUAAAAAGUUGAAAAGGUUGCAUGUGUGCUUGCUCUAUGGCAUAUAAACCAGAGUCCCGAGACUCCUGAUAAGAAGAUUAAGUAGAAGCUAGUAUAUUUUUUAUAUUUUUUAACAAUGAUUUUUUUCAUGGGGAGAUGAAAGGGUUAGUAUUUAUAGUCUUAACAAAUCUAGUAAUUUUUAUAAGUCUCUUCAGAUAUAAUCUCCCAAAUUUUGCAAUGUUUACAUGUUUUUAAAAGAUGACAUACAUACUUGGUUUGCUUUUUAAAUAAAAGGUAAGCUAUUCUAAGAGAUUAACUUCAGGUAGGAAUGCUGAUUAUAAUAGGCUGGAUUUUCUACUACAGAUUCUGUUCCCAUGCAUUUUCUGUUCCAGCACCAGCCAAGAAUAUUAUUUGUCAUUUAGGGUCACCUGAGAUGUCAUUUGGGGCAACACCUGUGCAGUUUCCGUUGCUCACCCAGAGCUGGGUAUGUGUGGUGCUGUGAAGGCUGGUGCCAGGCAGGCUUCACCUCGGGCAGUCACACACACCUAGAGAAAUUAUUCCCAUUUGAAUGUAGGAACAAGCACAACCUACCUGUUCUUGACUCUUUUCCAAUCUCAAUUCUCAUAGGCCUCUCCUGACAAAGGUCCUUGAUAAUAGCUGUGCUGGAAAUUUCAAAACAAUAAAAUAUAUGUCCAAAAUGGUAACUUUAACUUUUGUCAAUUAAAUCUAAAAGUUGAGUGACAUCA
Nannospalax galili (Upper Galilee mountains blind mole rat) is the source of this 3999-nucleotide messenger RNA. It is a transcript of the gene Gpt2, whose product is annotated as glutamic--pyruvic transaminase 2. The transcript is spliced from 12 exons. The record is from RefSeq and is a predicted model, not a curated record. Gene Ontology annotation, biological process: biosynthetic process. The coding region runs from base 204 to 1772 and encodes 522 amino acids. NCBI's taxonomy places the organism in Eukaryota, Metazoa, Chordata, Mammalia, Rodentia, Spalacidae. Gene Ontology annotation, molecular function: pyridoxal phosphate binding; L-alanine:2-oxoglutarate transaminase activity.